Molecule: messenger RNA, 1766 nt
Organism: Toxorhynchites rutilus septentrionalis
Lineage: Eukaryota; Metazoa; Arthropoda; Insecta; Diptera; Culicidae
Gene: Nasp
Product: protein NASP homolog
Exons: 5
Coding region: 337-1593 (418 amino acids)
Biological process (GO): CENP-A containing chromatin assembly; DNA replication-dependent chromatin assembly
Cellular component (GO): nucleoplasm
Molecular function (GO): histone binding
Source: RefSeq, a predicted model, not a curated record
CAGCCGGCGUCUGCGAGUGUUGUUUGCGAAAUUAUUCGCGAGUUCUUUUUGUUUGCGGCGAGAAGGCCAUCAAUCUGUCUGGUGCUGACAAUUUCUUCAACUAAGUGAUUUCUUUGGUUUGUGCGAAAACUAUAUAUCAAUACACAUGACGUUAGACCAGCGAUACUCAACCUGCGGCCCGACAGUCCUUCUGGUUGGCCCAUCUGGUGUGUAUGAAGUUUGGAACUCAUACACAUAAGUACUUUUGCCUUGACAUCAUUGCAGACGAAAGAGAGGAUACGGUUAUUCACAAUUAAUGAAAAAUUGCAUUCUCUGCAGGACCACAAAAAGUUCGAAAUGGCCGAAAUGUCUGAAUCACUCGUCACAACCGAGGACAAGCUAGCAGAGGCGAAGGAGUUGUUCGGUCGAGGCAGUCGCAACUAUUGCAUGAAACAGUACAUGGAUGCUGCGGAUGAUCUAAGCUCAUGUUGUGCUAUUUAUUCGGAACUGUACGGAGCCACAGCGGAACAAUGCGGGCUUCCUUAUCUGCUGUAUGCUAAAUCUCUGAUAGCGAUAGGCAAGGAUGAAAAUAAUCUGAUAGUGCCAGGUGAGGAAGAGGAAGCGGACGAUGAAGAUGACGAGGAUGGAGAAGGGGGGGAUGAAGGAGGCUCGGCGAAUGGACAGGUUGAUGAUGAAGAAAAAAAAGACGGUGAGGAAAAAGCCACUGAUGAUGCUGAGGUGAAACAAUCGGAGGAAGAACAGUGCUCCAAAUCACCGGAGGAAGAUGAUUCCAAAAAAGAAGAUGGAGAGGCCGGAUCGUCAUCGAAGACGGACGAAGAACCUCAACCAGGACCCUCAACAUCGAAUGGAGCUGAGGAGGAGAAAGAAGAAGAAAGUGUAGAUUGCGAAGACGAGAAAGCGGGCGGCAAUCUGGAAGUUGCAUGGGAAAUACUCGAAUUAGCUGUGAAGAUAUUCGAAUCACAAGGUGAUAAAACAUUGGAUAAUUUGUCCGACUGCUAUUCAGAACUGGCAAGUAUAUCUUUUGAAAAUAGCCACUUCACAGAUGCUGCUAAUGAUUACAAAAAGGCACUAUCAAUCCACGAUAAAUCCGAAAAGUCUGAUAGCCGCGUGAUUGCAGAGAUUCAUUACAAAGUUGGUUUGUGCCAUUUGAUGCUUAACGAGUUUGAAGAUUCGAUCAAAUCAUUCCGGGAUGCGUGUAGCGAGCUGGAUAAGGUUAUAGAGAAGGAGAAAGCAAAGGAACAGACCGAUGAAACUGAGGCCACCGUUGAGGAUCUUGAAGAGACUAAACAGGAAAUUCUAGACAAAAUAACGGAAGUCGAGGAAACUAAAAAAACGUCAAUCGAGGAAGUGAAACGAGAGCUUUCCAAAAUCAUAGUCAAGGGCGAAACAUCAAAUGGUUUCGAUGCAGCAGGAUCAUCAUCCUCUUCGACGGCAGCCACCAAUGGAGCGUCCUCCAGUUCAAAGCCCACCGAGAAAGCUACUGACAUAUCUCAUCUGAUCAAGCGCAAGAAGCCCGAUACGCCAACCACGAACGAUCCGGACAGUUCCCCCGCCAAAAAGGUUGCUGUUGAUGCAAAUAAAACAGAUGUUUGAAAGAUUCUGUUCUGUUUCCUGUUGAGUUCUUUCUGACGUUCUUAAUUCUUAAAUUAUUUUUUGCUAUUUCAUAUCCGUAUUAAACAGACAUUCAAUAAACAUCUUUUUGUUAAAAAAAAUGUAAUAUGAAAAUAAUCAUAAAUAAACUUGUCUGUGUCUAUAUGAUUAAUGUA